UACUACACGCUGCGUGCUAACAAGCGUCGGUUCAGUGUUCAAUCUUCAGUUGUCGGUUGGCGUUUGGGGAGCGUGGUGCGCCGAGCCCUCCAUACAACGCUAUGCUUCUGUUCCACUCGUCGUGUGCCGGGAAGUCUUUGUCGGCGAUUUUCCGCAAUGUCGUCGUGUCGCGAUGGUGUUGUGGGAGUAAUUAUGUGUGAAAAUGGGUUGAGGUUGUUCAUCAAAGGCGAGUGGAGUAUCUUCACGUUGGAUAUGAGCAUUUUUCUGAUCCUCCUGAGCUGAAUGUAUUUACAGCAGACUAGUACUAUUGGGCUUGGUUAUUCCUUCAACUAGCAAAGCUGUGAUAAACUUCAACGAUUGCACAGUGCAAAAGUCGGUCAAAAAGAGGGAGAAGUGAAGGAAGGAAUUCCUCUGGGUCCAUGGCCGAGCUGUUAAACAGGUAUCCAGGAUUUAAAAGAACAUCGCUAGGUAUUAAUAUGGUGUUAAUGUAAGUACACGCAAGUAUGGUCACAAGAUACAUGAUUCACUCCAGCUACUGUAUUAAAAACAAUUAUUACUUUUUUGUGAAGAAAUGUUACGCGAGACAUGUGGUUAAUCAUUUUCGGAGAGUCUUGGAAAACACAUGGCUGACGUAAAAUUGUCCAGUGUUUCUGAGGGAUGAGAUAUGUGAAAAGUUCAGGUUUCAUAACUGUGUCCGUGGAUGAUAAGUAACUAAAUAAGAAGGUUGUAGUAGUAGUAGUAGUACUGGUAAUACUUACGAAUAUUUGGUAUUCACUAUUUCUAUUUUACUAUCAACAGCUGGAUAAAACACCUUUAUUUAUUGAGAAAAUAUAUUUACAAGUAAAAUGGUUCUUAUUCUUAGGUAUUUCAUAGGUAUGUUGUCUAUGAUUAUUUAUGCUUUAAAAUCGUAGCGCUAGUUUUAUUCUUAGUUUGUUUCAGCUUUUAGGAGAGAGUGAGAACGUCCCGUAUUUCAGGAAGUGUGAUGGACUAUGAUAAAUAUUGAUGAUAAUGAUGUAGUCAUUAUACUUUUAAUUUUAACUCACAUUUGGUAUUUACUUUUUUUUAGAUGCAUAUUUUACGAACAUAUCUAUUUUUAGCUAAGAUGUGAUUGCACAUUUCUUAUUUUUACGUAUUUUACAGAAUUGCUGUCCUAAAACUUUCAGGUUUUCUUUCAGAAUCAUAGCCCAAAUAUUUUUAUCGAGCUUCGGAGGGGGAAACUCCAACUUUCAGGAAUGGUACAAGUUAUAGACACUCCCGAGGGUGAUAAUGGCAGCUGUCCCAAAAAAUGUUCUGCCUGGAAAACUGGAUGAAAGUUUCAUGGGCAUACACGAGUAGAGUGAAGAGGAACAAUAAAAGCAUGUUAAGAAUGAUUAAAGCCCCCGAUUUAUACAGCAAUAUAUGUAGACAGCAAUCAAACAAACAUAAAAAAUUUUACAGGAUAAAAGUUGCUUACAAUAGUAGUAUGGUCCACUGUCAAUAUAUGGAUGAAGUUUUAUGAAAUAUUUGCAGCCUGAUUCCAAGCAAAAGCUUCUAAAAACGUUCACGAUUUCCAUACGUUUGAAUAAAUUCAGAGACAUAUUUGUGAAACUAACAUAAUGACGCCAAAAGUUAUAUUUCUUCACGCCCUUGAAGAUGAUUGCAAGCUGAUACAUGCAAUUGAAUUGAUAAUUGAAAUUAUGAAGAGGUUAAUUGUGGCAUGCUGGCGAUUUUCGAUUGUGCAAAUGAACCCAGAAUUAUGGAACGACUUGAUAUUUCUUCACCUGAUACAAUUGAUCUUAGCAGUGACGGUUGAGGUUUUCUAGGGGUUUUCCUCGCCCGAGUGCGAAUGCAGUCACUAAAAAACACGUCCCCCUAAUGAAUAGUAGAUAAAAUGAAAAUUGUACUUAUCCUAUUAAUGAUCAUGUAAUUUUAGAUCAAAAAGUCAUUAAAUAUAUUUAUAACUAUAAUAA
Molecule: messenger RNA, 1949 nt
Organism: Acanthoscelides obtectus
Lineage: Eukaryota; Metazoa; Arthropoda; Insecta; Coleoptera; Chrysomelidae
Source: the annotation of a GenBank genome assembly